Messenger RNA from Myripristis murdjan (pinecone soldierfish), 3620 nucleotides. It is a transcript of the gene dse, whose product is annotated as dermatan sulfate epimerase. The transcript has 6 exons. The record is from RefSeq and is a predicted model, not a curated record. Lineage: Eukaryota; Metazoa; Chordata; Actinopteri; Holocentriformes; Holocentridae. The coding region runs from base 328 to 3186 and encodes 952 amino acids. Gene Ontology annotation, molecular function: chondroitin-glucuronate 5-epimerase activity.
UUUUUUUUUUUUCAAGCGGCGCACCGAAGGUCUGAAGGAGGAGGGCUGCCCACUUAAUUCAUUAGUUCUCCUUUAAGUCACUUUCUCCUGCCGCCCCUCCUCACUCGCCAGCAUGACGCUCCCUCCGCACUCACAGAUCCUCUCCCUGCGCCGCGCAACUUUGUUUCGCUCCGACGAAAACCAAUCAAUCAUCGAUUAAUACCGCGAAUUUUACUGCUGCGGCCGGCGGGGAAUGACUCCUGAGAAGACUGGAAUAUGCAUUUGUGACUCCCGCUUCUGACAGCUGAGCUCCUUUGGCAAUGCCACGGUGCCCUCUCUGAUGUGACGAUGAGAACCUACACCCGCGGGGCCCCCACAGUCUUUUUCAUAAGUCUGCUGUGGCCCCUGCUGGCCGGGGAAGUGGACCCCAGUGGAGGAAUCCCCUUCAUGGGAGGAAACUAUGAAGGCCAUCCCAUGCUGUACUUCAGCCAGGCGGAUGUCGAGGAGCUGCAGGCUGCCGCUGCCGGGACUCAUCGGGACAUGGCGAGGCGGAUCCGCGAGGCCGGGGAGACCAUGCUGGAGCACCCUGAGGAGUACCUGCCCCCCUGGAGCCCCGUGGAGUUCAGCGCCCGCUGGAACGAGGUGUAUGGGAACAACCUGGGCGUGCUGUCCAUGUUCUGCCUGCUGUACCCGCACAGGGCGGGGGCGCUGGACCUGGCCAGAGACUACAUGGAGAGGAUGGCGGCUCAGCCUAGUUGGUUGGUCAAAGACGCCCCCUGGGAUGAAGUUCCUCUGGCGCACUCUCUGGUCGGGUUCGCCACGGCGUACGACUUCCUGUACGAGUACCUGAGCAAGGGCCAGCAGGAGCGUUUCCUCCAGGUGAUCGGCAACGCCUCGCGCCUCAUGUACGAGAAGUCGUACGUGCGAGGCUGGGGCUUCCAGUACCUGCACAACCACCAGCCCACCAACUGCGUGGCUCUGCUGACCGGCAGCCUGGUGUACAUGACCCAAGGUUACCUCCAGGAGGCCUACCUGUGGACCAAACAGGUCCUUGCCAUCAUGGAGAAGUCCAUGGUCCUCCUGCAGGACGUGACAGACGGCUCGCUGUAUGAAGGAGUGGCCUAUGGGACCUACACCACCCGCUCUCUGUUCCAGUACAUGUUCCUGGUGCAGCGUCACUUCGCCAUCGGCCACUUCGACCACCCCUGGCUCCUGAAACACUUUGCCUUCCUGUACAGGACUAUCCUGCCUGGGUUUCAUAGGACCGUAGCCAUUGCUGAUUCCAACUACAACUGGUUCUAUGGGCCGGAGAGCCAGCUGGUCUUCCUGGACCGCUAUGUGAUGCGCAACGGCAGUGGAAACUGGCUGGCAAAUCUUAUUCACCAGAACAGGGUGACAGACGGGCCAGGACAGGCUGGCAAAGGACAGCGGUGGUGUACACUCCACACAGAGUUCAUCUGGUAUGACCCUGGCCUGAGCCCCAAGCCUCCCUCAGAUUUCGGGACAUCCCAGCUCCACUACUUCGAGGACUGGGGAGUGGUCACCUACGGCGGUGCUUUACCUGCAGACACCAACCGCUCCUUUCUCUCCUUCAAGUCGGGAAAACUGGGAGGACGUGCCAUUUUCGAUAUUGUCCAUAUGAACAAGUACAAAGACUGGAUCAAAGGGUGGAGGAACUUCAAUGCUGGGCAUGAGCACCCUGAUCAGAACACGUUCACCUUUGCACCCAAUGGUGUGCCCUUCAUCACUGAGGCACUGUAUGGACCUAAAUACACUUUCUUGAACAAUGCGGUGUUGUUUGGCCCGGCUGUCUCAGGGAGCUGCUUUAAGCCAUGGGCUGGCCAGGUCACUGAGGCCUGUGACUCCAAGUGGUUGAAGUACAAGGUGGGGCUGGCAGCUGAUGCCCAGGGCAGGGUAGAGGCUGCCAUGGAGAGACAGGGGAUGGUGUUCAUCCGUGGGGAGGGAAAGUCCGCUUAUAACCCAGAUCUGAAGAUCAGGAGCUUUCAGAGGAACCUGCUCCUCCUUCAUCCUCAGCUUCUGCUCCUUGUGGACCACAUCCACCUGGAUCCAGACAGUCCAACCAGGGAAAUGAGCGCUUUCUUUCACAACACGGAGCUGCCUUUCCAAAAUACAAAAAUGGAUGGUGUGCAUGGAACAUUUGUAUUACAUGGUGAGAGCAUGUAUAAGAUGUUCUGGAUGGAUGACACAGGCUUCAGUAACAAAGGGGUGGUAGGGUACUGGAGUUAUCCUCGCGGGUACCCAUAUAAUGGCUCUAACUAUGUGAAUGUGACAAUGCCACUAAGGUACCCUCACACGAGGGCAGCCUACAUUUUCUUUGGGCCGGGGGUGGAUGUUCAGAGCUUCAGCCUGCGUGGCGAUGAUCAGAGAGUGGACAUUUCCCUGGCCACCAAGGAACACACUUACACCAUCUACCUGCUGACUGGAGAGGUCACCAGCAAGCCCCUGUUUGCCAUGGUGCUGGUGAACCACAAGAAGAUAGUAUUUGAGAAAGAGGCGGCUGUGAUGGACAGCUCGCCGGAGGAAGUAGAAGAAUAUGUCAAUGUGAUGGAGGACAACCUCCAGCACGCCAAGCCUGUCUUCCAGCAAAUGGAGAGACACAUCCUGGGACGGGUUCUCAACACUGCCAGCUUCCGCAAGACUGCAGAGCGCCUUCUCCAGCUGUCAGACAAAAAGAAGACGGAGGAGGUCAUCGAGAAAAUGUUUACCAUGUCUAAGAAACAGGGCAAGGGGAAAGGUGGGAAGAAAGUAAACCUUGGGGAAAAGCUCUCUGAGAGCCUACCUGACAUUUUUGCACAGAUUGAGGUGAGUGAAAAGAAGGAGAGACAGAGGACUUCAAAACGAAUGUAUGAGGACAGCCCAGAGGAGGGAGAUGGGGACUCGCGGGCCUUCAUUGACUACGCAGACAAAAACAAAAACAGGAAGGGGGCCUUUGUUAAGGGCCGCAAAUUCAAGGAGGUUCACAUGCUGGCCACCGCUGGGAGUGAGGGUCUGUCCAGCACAGCCUCCUACAUCAGACUGUUUCUCAUCCUUAACAUAGCCACCUUCUUCUUGCUGCUGGCCGUGUUACUGACUCGCUUCCAGAGGGGCCGGAGCCUGCACACCCAGAGGUGUUUCUAUGCCAUCCUUCUCAUCGACAGUUUCAUCUUACUGUACCUCUACUCUUCUUGCUCUCGCACACAGUGUUAACAUCAUCAGUGGAUGACGAGGGAUCAUCCAUCUACAGAUCUACUGACCUGUUGGACAAGGUGGAUGAAAUGCACCCCACACCUCAGUCUGAGCCAAAUCUACCUAAUGGGUGUUCAGGAAAAUUUAACAAAAUUGAUUCCAAAUAGGAAUUGAUCAAUUGCCAAGAUGAAACCAGACCACCUCUGACAUAUUAAGCUUCUGUGGAGCUAUAGAUUUGAGUCUUGUGUGACGUUUGUCCUGUACAGUAUUGAGAAGUCCUGCCUUGUAUCAAAGAUCUCAAGGUUAGCCACUAAAAUGCAGUCAUCACCACCAGUACUUGAGAUUUGUCAUGUCUACAUAGUUUUUAGGAAUACAUAUAAAUGUAUAUAUGUGAAAACAAGAUAUAUUUUUGUGGACUUAUUUUUUACCGUUUGUAAUUAAAAUUACUGCAAGCA